UUGCGACCCGUGGACGUCACAUUUAGUUGCCAACAACUCGCUCGGCGCUCAUUCGACUGGAGGAGUGUUUGUGGGUCUACGGUGUCCAACUCUGAGCUGCUUCUUCCCCGGCAGAAACAAACCAUGCUGUCUUUCGCUUUCAGACAACUCGCCCGGCCUCUGGGACCGCGUACCCCAGCUCGCUUCUGCGUGCGGGGACAACAGUCCCACGCCGCCAGCCGCGCCGUUGAAGACGAGCGGCCGUGGACUGGCCAAGAAAGUCUGGCUCAGGACGACCCGGAGAUGUGGGACCUCUUACUGAAGGAGAAGGACCGGCAGUGUCGCGGCCUGGAGCUUAUUGCUUCUGAGAAUUUCUGCAGUCGGGCUGCUCUGGAGGCUCAAGGCUCCUGUCUCAACAACAAAUACUCCGAAGGAUACCCGGGGAAAAGGUACUACGGCGGAGCAGAGGUGGUGGAUCAAAUUGAGCUCCUUUGUCAAAAGCGAGCCUUGGAUGCUUUUGAUUUGGACCCAGCAAAGUGGGGGGUCAACGUCCAGCCUUAUUCUGGCUCCCCGGCCAACUUUGCAGUCUACACCGCCGUGCUUAACCCCCACGACCGCAUCAUGGGCCUGGAUCUUCCUGAUGGAGGACAUCUGACUCAUGGCUACAUGUCAGAUGUGAAGAGGAUCUCCGCUACCUCCAUCUAUUUUGAGUCUAUGCCCUACAAGCUGAAUCCCCAGACGGGACUCAUCGACUACGACCAGAUGGAGGUGACAGCCAAGCUGUUCAGGCCCAAGCUCAUCAUCGCCGGCACCAGCGCCUACGCCCGCCUCAUUGACUACGCCCGCAUCAAGAAGCUGUGCACUGAUAUCAAGGCCUACAUGCUGGCUGACAUGGCCCACAUCAGUGGACUGGUGGCAGCCAAAGCCAUCCCUUCUCCAUUCCAUGACGCUGACCUGGUCACGUCGACCACACACAAAUCCCUCAGAGGAGCCAGAGCUGGUCUCAUCUUCUACCGCAAGGGCGUCCGCAGUGUGGACAAGAAGGGGAAGGAAAUUUUGUACGACCUGGAGGACAAGAUCAACUUCUCGGUGUUCCCCUCCUUGCAGGGUGGACCUCACAACCACGCUAUUGCUGGCGUCGCUGUGGCACUCAGACAGGCUCAGUCUCCUAUGUUUAAGGACUAUAUUGCCCAAGUUCUAAAGAACUCUAAAGCCAUGGCUUCCGCACUCCUCAGCAAAGGCUAUACCAUAGUAUCAGGGGGCACCGAUAACCACCUGGUUCUGGUGGAUCUGCGGCCCAAGGGCAUUGACGGCGCCCGAGCAGAAAGGGUACUGGAGCUGGUCUCAAUCACCGCCAACAAGAACACCUGCCCCGGGGACAAGAGUGCCCUGACUCCUGGAGGCCUCAGGCUGGGCGCUCCCGCUCUGACUUCUAGGCAGUUCAAAGAAGAGGAUUUUGUGCGAGUGGUAGAAUUAAUGGACGAGGGCUUCCAGAUUGCCUUCGAUGUGAAGAAAAAGACAGGAAAGCUCCAAGACUUUAAGAACUUCCUGCUGGAGGACUCGGAGACGGUGGCCCGUAUUGCCAAACUGCGCCAUCGCGUGGAAAUGUUUGCCAGACCAUUUCCCAUGCCCGGCUUCCACGACCAUUAAUGUCCUAACAUGCAGUUGUCAAUAGUCUAUUGUUGUAAGAAAAAAAAAAAGAAAAAUAAAAUUUUUAAAAAAACAAGACCUCGUAUGUGGAGGAUCAACAAUAAAAUUGUGCAGAUUUGAUAGAAAAUAACAAUUUUUUCUAUCUUUUUUUAAAAAUUACUUAACAGAAUCUUUCAUUUCAAUUAUUGAUGAGUUGAAUUGAUUCUGUGUCCACGAGAAGUCUUAAUUUUUCGAAUCACCUUAACUAUUGCCAUGAUUUGGUUUGAUGUUUCAUGAGAGCUGAGAUGCAAAAUAAGCUGUUAUGGACACUUUUCUUGCAUAGUAUUAUAUAGAGUGUAAAUCACCCGCCAGAUCAUUUUACCUGGCCUGAUAUAACAAUAAAAUACCUUAUAUUUUCUUACUAAAUGUAUUUUUUUUUUACAUUUUGAAAGUAAAAAUAUAUGUGUUGCAUGAAAUCGCAUGCGGUUUUUAAACUAAUAGUAUCUAAUAUUGCAACAUUGUUUUGGUCAUAAUAAAAGUUUAUACUUAAA
Molecule: messenger RNA, 2159 nt
Organism: Nerophis ophidion (straightnose pipefish)
Lineage: Eukaryota; Metazoa; Chordata; Actinopteri; Syngnathiformes; Syngnathidae
Gene: shmt2
Product: serine hydroxymethyltransferase 2 (mitochondrial)
Exons: 12
Coding region: 124-1629 (501 amino acids)
Biological process (GO): folic acid metabolic process; regulation of oxidative phosphorylation; purine nucleobase biosynthetic process
Cellular component (GO): cytoplasm; nucleus; mitochondrial inner membrane
Molecular function (GO): pyridoxal phosphate binding; cobalt ion binding; mRNA 5'-UTR binding
Source: RefSeq, a predicted model, not a curated record